GCCAUAACCCAAAGCUAAGCCGAAGUCCUUUUGCGUGUUGUGUUGUGAGCCAGCUGACUCGUGGAGCUUUCAUUUUCACAUGCACUGGUCCGACUCUUUCACGUAAUUCCCUCUGCCCGUCUUUCUCGCAGCUGACCAAAGGAACCCCAAACUCCAUCGCCAGCUACUGACAACCCAAUUCUCCGGCGAAAGACCUCUGAACUUCUUAUUGUUUGGUAAGACUCUCGCGGGAACUUUCUUCGUGUUGUUCCCUCUUUUCCUUUGAUCAUCCGCAUCAGACGAGGGUUUAUAUAUGCUUUCCUUUCUGUACAAACUGGCGCUAGCUAGUUUCUUAUAAGCAUGUGAGUUUUUCCUUUUUUGAGGGGGAGAAAAAACAUUCCACUGACAUAAUUGAGCGUGCAGUACGUUAUUUCGUCCAUUUUCUUUUCUUUUCCCUCGUUUGCUCAUCAAUUCAAAACAGAGACGUCAAAUUUGUUUUAUGAUUCUUUUUCGGGUUUUAAGUGAUUUUUAGCUUUGUUAACACACUCCAGUUAAUUCCCAACAAAUAUAAGUUGCUAUCAGAGUAGAACUAGUAAUCAAUCCCAGAAAUGAAAAGAACUUAAAUAUGCGAAAGAUCUAAAAUACCUUUGAUGAUCAUGAGAAAUGCAACUGUUACCAUAAAUGAGGAUCAUAUUUCCUACAAUUGUAAUUAAGCUUUAAAUACAAAUAAGUGGAUUAAUCAAGUAGCUGAAUUCUUAAAAAAGAAAAAGUCAUUACCGAUGGUCCAACACCACACGUAUCGAUAGACAUAGCUGUUAUUUAUUUACUCAUGAGUUGACAGAUUUGCUGAGAAAAUCAUAAUUAUACUUGGCUAUAACUAGGAAAUGCCCAUAUCCGGAACAGAUUUUUUGUCGCCUUUGCACAGAUUCGACGUUCUUUAUGCUUUGUUAGGUUUAUAAGAAUAUUUUCUUUACUUAAACGGAUAAGAACUUGAGUAACGUUUGUGGGCAAUGAGCUUGGUGAGGACAUGAAGAAAGUAUCAAGAAAAGUCGGGAAGUAUGAGGUUGGCCAAACCAUCGGUAAGGGAACUUUCGCCAAGGUUAAGUUUGCACGAAACACAGAGACCAGGGACAGUGUGGCCAUGAAAGUCUUGGCAAGGACCACCAUUCUGAAGCACAAAAUGGUUGAUCAGAUUAAAAGAGAGAUAUCGAUAAUGAAGAUUGUUCAGCAUCCCUAUAUAGUAAGGCUGCAUGAGGUUUUGGCUAGCAGGACAAAGAUAUAUAUAAUUCUCGAGUUUGUGACUGGAGGACAGUUACUUGAUAAAAUUGGAAAGCUUCCUGAAAAUGAAUGCAGGCGAUACUUUCAACAGCUUAUAGAUGCAGUUGCUCAUUGCCACAAUAAGGGUGUGUACCAUAGAGACCUAAAGCCUGAAAAUCUUCUUCUUGAUGCAUGUGGAAAUAUUAAGGUUUCAGACUUUGGACUGAGUGCUUUGCCCCAGCAAGGGGUUGGCCUUCUCCACACAACAUGUGGAACCCCAAAUUAUGUUGCACCAGAGGUACUCAGAAGCCGGGGUUAUGAUGGUGCAGCUUCUGAUGUAUGGUCAUGUGGAGUCAUCCUCUAUGUUUUAUUGACUGGUUAUCUGCCAUUUGAUGAGACAAACCUUCCAACUCUUUACGAAAAGAUAAAUGCAGCAGAAUUUUCUUGCCCGUCUUGGUUUUGUUUUGGGGUGAAGUCAUUGAUACAUAAGAUACUUGAUCCCAAUCCUAAAACACGCAUUCAGAUUGAAGGAAUUAGAAAAGAUCCAUGGUUUCGGAAAAACUAUGUUCCUGUGAAGUAUCGAGAAGAUAAGGAAGUGAAUUUGGAUGGUGUUUGUGCAGUUUUUGAUGAUAUCCAGGAUAACUAUGUUGCUGAGAAGUUAGAAAAUCAUGAAGCAGGUCCUUUGAUGAUGAAUGCAUUCGAAAUGAUUACCCUAUCGCAGGGGUUGAAUUUAUCGGCGUUGUUUGACAGGGGGCAGGAUUAUGUUAAGCGGCAAACUCGUUUUGUUUCUCGCAAACCAGCAAAAUUUAUUACUUCAACUAUUGAAGCUGUUGCAGAAUCGAUGAAUCUCAAGGUUCAUACACACAAUUUCAAGAUAAGGCUUGAAGGUAUAUCUGCAAAUAAGGCUGGACAAUUUGCUGUGGUCUUGGAUGUUUUUGAAGUUGCACCAUCUAUUUUCAUGGUAGAUGUUCGAAAGGCUGCUGGGGAUACCCUUGAAUAUCACAAGUUUUACAAGGAUUUAUGUGCCAAACUAGACAAUAUCAUUUGGAAACCAACGGAUGGUGUGGCUAGCCAAAGUCUGUAUUAGAACAAUGACUUGCUGAUCCAGUUUCAUGGGUGUGAUGCUACUCCCUGAGCAGAUCAACAAAGGGUGGCCAUUCCUUUUUGGGGCAAAACAGCAAAAUCAUGCUUUUACAGGGCCCCAAUAUCUGAUUAUGGUACACUUGUUACUUUAUAGAUCAGACUAUAAGAUGAAUUACAAAAUGAGAAUGUAUCAAUAAAAUUGUGUAGUUUCUUUCCUCACUGUACUUGAGGAGACUUGCAAUACUUAUAUUCAGACGCUUGUGUAAAUCAGGAAGGUCGUCUCAACAUAAUAGGAGCUAUUUUGUUAUUAUAAGAUUGAAUUUCUUAAUUACACAACAUUUGAUCUUAA
This is a messenger RNA of Carya illinoinensis, 2668 nucleotides long. RefSeq names its product CBL-interacting serine/threonine-protein kinase 24-like. The record is from RefSeq and is a predicted model, not a curated record. Gene Ontology annotation, molecular function: ATP binding; protein kinase activity. Lineage: Eukaryota; Viridiplantae; Streptophyta; Magnoliopsida; Fagales; Juglandaceae. Bases 1007 to 2323 code for a protein of 438 amino acids. Gene Ontology annotation, biological process: protein phosphorylation; signal transduction. The transcript has 14 exons.